AUGAUCAAGGAAGUCACCAACUCAGCUCCAGCUUCUAUCUUUGCAAUGGCAGAAGCAAGGAGAAGAGCCAAGGAGUCACCUACACCAAUGAGGAAGAGAGAAGCUCACAACAAGGAACAAGAGGAAGAGAAGAAGAAGGAGGAGGAGCCACACACACCCUCCACUAAGGGAGCUUUAAAGAGCUUCUUCACCUGCAAACACCACCACCACCAAGAGCACAGUAAGAGGAUUGGGUGCUCAGGGUCCAUUUGCAAGCUGAGGGACAUGGAGAGACCAGAGGCUGCUGCUGUUGCUCCUCAAGGUGAGCCAUGCAAAAGAAGGGGGCCUUCAAAUGGUGAAGGGGCCAAGAACAGCAGCAGGAAGAAGCAGCAGCAGCCUCUGAGUGAGUUGAAUGGAGUGGUGGUCUCCAACUCAUUUUCUUCUCACUCUUCUGCCUCUGUGACUGCUGCUGCCGCUGCCGCUUCCUCUGCUUCCUCUUCCUCCAUUGGGGGGUCUUUUAGGAGGAUGCCCUUGAGGAGGUUCUCUGGCUGCUAUGAGUGCCAGAUGGUGGUGGAUCCUGUGAGCAUGUUGUCUAGGGACUCCUCCCUCAGGGCCACCAUCUGUUCUUGCCCUGACUGUGGAGAGAUCUUUGUCAAAGCUGAGAGUUUGGAGAUUCAUCAAGCAGUGAGACAUGCAGUAUCGGAAUUGGGACCUGAAGACACCAGCAGGAACAUAGUGGAGAUCAUCUUCCAAUCGAGUUGGCUGAAGAAGCAAACCCCCCUCUGCAAGAUAGACAGGAUCCUGAAAGUCCACAACACCACCCGAACAGUCACAAGGUUCGAAGACUACCGCGACUCGAUCAAGAUGAAGGCGAACAAACUCCCGAAGAGGCACCCGCGGUGCACCGCAGAUGGGAACGAGCUCCUCCGCUUCCACUGCACCACCUUCAUGUGCUCUGUUGGCCUGGAUGGAGCCACCAACCUGUGCACCUCCAUUCCCCACUGCAACCUGUGCAGCAUCAUGAAGAAUGGGUUCAAGAAAGACUGCCAAGGGAGGAUUCAGACCAUGGCAACCAGCGGAAGGGCUCACGAUGUGGCCGGGAUCACACCGGAGCAGAAGAGCGCAAUGUUGGUGUGCAGAGUGGUUGCAGGGAGAGUGAAGAGGAAGCAGGAUGAAGUCGAGGAGUACGAUUCAUUGGCCGGAUCAAGCGGAGUCUACUCCAAUUUGGAUGAGCUCUUUGUGUUUGAUCCUAAAGCUAUUCUGCCUUGCUUUGUUGUAGUUUACCGAAGUUGAUCUCCAUGUUACUCGAGAGAUGAAUCUGAUUUUGAUAUAGCAAAAGCUUUGUGUGGAUGAGAUGGAGGAAGCAACCAAGAGAAAGAGAACGAAAAUCACUCGAAUUCAAAAGUGUGUUCCCUCCAAGGGUCUUCUUAUUUGAAUCUUUCUCUUUACUCACUGAAGAACAAUGUGAUCCUAAAUCCAAAUAACAUCAAAUUCGACAACUUCUACCUCGGCCAGACGAAUUCAAAAAACUUGUAACAUUGACGCGAUAAGGAAGAUUCUAAAAACAUUUGUCUACGACAAGGGAUGGAGGAACUGCAAAAAGGAGUAAAGAAGUCAGGAGACAAGCUCCUGGGUUUGAUAGAAGCUGUAAGAUGCUUUGCCUCUCCAAGGCAAAGGAAUGGGCCAAGUGAAUAAAUAAAGCAAAGGUAGAAGAUUACAAACAAGGCAUGAACCAGAUUGAAGAUGAUGGUCCAAUUUUUAUUUUUAUUUUUAUUUUUAUUUUAAUUUAAUU
This is a messenger RNA of Zingiber officinale, 1771 nucleotides long. RefSeq lists its product as uncharacterized. The transcript is spliced from 2 exons. NCBI's taxonomy places the organism in Eukaryota, Viridiplantae, Streptophyta, Magnoliopsida, Zingiberales, Zingiberaceae. The record is from RefSeq and is a predicted model, not a curated record. The coding region runs from base 1 to 1272 and encodes 423 amino acids.